Molecule: messenger RNA, 906 nt
Organism: Corvus hawaiiensis (hawaiian crow)
Lineage: Eukaryota; Metazoa; Chordata; Aves; Passeriformes; Corvidae
Gene: BTG4
Product: BTG anti-proliferation factor 4
Exons: 4
Coding region: 1-693 (230 amino acids)
Biological process (GO): negative regulation of mitotic cell cycle; negative regulation of cell population proliferation
Cellular component (GO): nucleus; cytoplasm
Source: RefSeq, a predicted model, not a curated record
AUGAAAGAUGAAAUUGCUGCUGCGGUCUUCUUCAUCACAAAGCUGGUGAAGAGGGAAGGCAAGCUGAGCAAGGAUGAAGUGGAGAAGUUUGCAGCUAGGCUGACCACGGUCCUGUUUGAAAAGUACAAAAAUCACUGGUACCUGGCCAGUCCCUGCCAAGGACAAGCCUUCAGGUGUGUGAGGAUCAAUAAACAGCAGCCACGGGAUCCCCUGCUGGACCAGGCUUGUGCAGAGAGCAGCGUGGACUUCAACCAGCUGGGCUUGCCCGAGGAGUUGACGGUGUGGGUGGAUCCCUUCGAGGUGUCCUGCAGGUACGGGGAGAGGAACGAGCCCUUCACCGUGGUGCGCUUCAACGGGGAGGAGAACCCCGAGCUGCCCCAGCAGAUCAACCUUGCCGUGGGGAGGGCAGCCCUGGACAAUCACUCUGGCAGCUCCUCGGAUGAGGAGAGCUUCAGCAAGGAGCCCAAAGCCAUCCCCACUGUCAGCAACCCCAACAGUGUGUACCAGUUCAGUGACUUCUGGAAGACAUCCCUCCAGCCCUGGUGCCCGUACCUGCAAAGGACGCCCUACGAGGCCCACGGCUCCCACUUUGGCCAGCCCAGAGCCUACAGGGGCUACAGGUCCUACAGGCCCAUGAGCGCCUUCCCAGGCCCACGGAUGGACAGGUACCACUGGGUCAACACCAAGAGGUAGAUCCGUGGCUGCUUUCAGACUCUGGAGCCCUGCUUUCGUUAUGGGGUGAAGGCUGGCCCUGCAAAACCUCAUAAGAAUAGCACUUGCUGCCUAAUCUGUCUGUGACUCUGUAUUUAUGAACAUUUUGGGGGGGGGGUUUUAUACAGGUUUUUCAGUGUUUUAAAUUGAUGUUAACAUAAGAAUAAAGAUGUAGUGUGAGACUCUUCUUGUGAG